AUGGCUCAAGGAUCUGCAUCACCACACCACUACCCUCUGGUCAAGCUGCCUCAUCCGUUCCUCACCUCAUACCGAGUCGAUGUUGUCUCGUCCAAUUUUCCUGCCAGACGAGUAUUGCACCUAGAGGAGCAGCCUCUCAAGGGAAAGGCGCCAGCUGAAGUAUUGCAUUCAGACUCAUUGACAUGGCUGGAUCUGCACACGACAGCCAAAGAGUCACAUCCUCCACUCAACGAUAACAGUGAUUGGGCUCGUGCUGUUCGCGGUCCGCAAACCACCUUCAAAUGGUCUGACAGUACUGUUCCUUCCCUUGGCCAGGUGUGGAGCGUUGUCCAUGCGAUCUACCUCGCCUAUCCCAACAGUGAGCACUUCCGUUUGACACUGCAAGGUGCAGGCAAACAAACCCUACGCGACGAGCUGCUGGCCACUGGUCUUGCAAUUGAACAUCCCAGAGCAUGGCAUCUGCCAAUUGAGUCCAUCCCUCGCAGUGAUGAGCUCCUCAUUCUACGUAGCUCUUUCUGGCAAGGUGCUGCAUCGCCCGCUGGUCCUCGCCCUAUCUGGAUCCUAGGUGAUGGCAUCGACUCACACCUUCGCACAUCUCUCUCGAAUUACCCCUUGAUGCCGGAAAACCACCACUUUACUAUGAAAUUUCCUAACGAGCGCAUCUACGCCCGGCACCCCGUGCGUCGUCCUAAACCCGCACCUCAAAGCAUCUGCUACUCACGCUACAUCCCCGAAGUCGAUCAACACUUCUCUCUCGAAGUUGUCGACUGGACAAACGCCGAACACCUCAAUCUCUUCCACACGUGGCAGAAUGACCCUCGUGUUGCAAAAGGAUGGAAUGAAACGGGAGACCUCGAGCAUCAUCGCAACUACCUCAGAAACCUGCACUAUGACCCUCAUGUCUUGUGCUUGUUUGGUCGCUUCGACGAUACAAGAUUCAGCUACUAUGAGUUGUAUUGGGCAAAGGAAGAUCACUACGGCGCCCACUUUGAUGCUGGGAACUACGACCGUGGCCGCCAUUCCCUCGUCGGCGACUCAUCUUUCCGCGGUGCCAAGCGAGUAAAUGCUUGGUACAGCAGUUGCAUCCACUAUUGUUUUCUGGAUGAUCCUCGCACUGCCAAUGUGGUUGGCGAGCCCAAAGCUUCGGGAAGCAUCAUCCUGAGCUAUGAGCAGAGUCAAGGUCUAGCUAUUGGCAAGUUCGUGGAUCUGGGACAUAAGAGGAGUGUGCAUAGUAUUGCGAGCAGGGAGAAGUGGUUCCAACUGUGUCCAGUGUUUUGGGACGGGAGGGAGAGACCUUUGGAGAGUGCUGAUCGGGCUGCUUGGGCUGCCAAGUUGUAA
Molecule: messenger RNA, 1338 nt
Organism: Aureobasidium melanogenum CBS 110374
Lineage: Eukaryota; Fungi; Ascomycota; Dothideomycetes; Dothideales; Saccotheciaceae
Product: acetyltransferase SidF
Exons: 1
Coding region: 1-1338 (445 amino acids)
Biological process (GO): siderophore biosynthetic process
Source: RefSeq, a predicted model, not a curated record